Arachis ipaensis is the source of this 396-nucleotide messenger RNA. RefSeq names its product RAF-like serine/threonine-protein kinase PRAF. NCBI's taxonomy places the organism in Eukaryota, Viridiplantae, Streptophyta, Magnoliopsida, Fabales, Fabaceae. Gene Ontology annotation, molecular function: protein binding. The record is from RefSeq and is a predicted model, not a curated record.
AUGGAAACGAGUCCCGGCCGUACGAUUAAGCUCCUCUGCAGCUACGGCGGCAAGAACCUCCCACGCGCUACCGACGGCGGGAUCCGUUUCAUCGGUGGCCACACUAGAGUCACCGUGGAUCACUUGUUGGUAAAGGUAGGAGCGUUGUGCGGUUCGUCUGUGACGUUCUGGUGUCAAUUGCCGAACGAAGACUUAGAAACCUUGAUCUCCCUCACCAAUGACGAAGAUCUGACGAACAUAAGCAAAGAAUAUGACCGCGCUUCGUCGAAACUACCUCAUCCGUUGAAUACCAGAGCCGUGCUGUUUCGGCCAGAAUCGUCGAAGAAGGUUUCUCCGGCAACAUCGUCUCCGUUGAAGAAGUUGAAGAUGGCACUUAACAUAAUCCGAAAUAUUUAA